AUGAGUAGUGACAGCUCCAUAAAUCACUCCACUGCAUCCAACACCUCCAGACCGUCACCAAGAAGCGUUACUAAUAUGAGUAGUGACAGCUCCAUAAAUUACUCCACUGGAUCCAACAGGUCAUCACCAAGAAUGGUGACUUGUAAGGGCAGUGUCUGCUCGAUAAAUGACAGUGCAUCAAAAACCAACAGCCUGUCUUUCAAGCGCAAAAGUGAGUCAGCAGAGAGCGACUUAGACAUGUUUUGUCCAUCAUCUUAUAAUUUUGCCAUUCCAGAUAAGGAUCUCAAUGAGAACACCAAGAAAGAAAACAGUGACCCUGCUAUAGAGCAGACCCAAGACAACGUCUCUCAUUAUAACAACCUGGGGGAGUACAUCUCACAGAAAUAUCAACGUCAUGAGAUCUGUGAUAUCUGUUUCAAACUGGGCGAUACAUUAUAUCCUGCUCACAAAUUAGUCUUAGCCUCACAGAGCACUCUGUUUGCUGACGUGUUUGAGCGAGAGUCCUUCUCCAAUACACCAGUGGCCCCAAAAGUGAUUAAAGUCAGGGGAGUGUCAGAAGAAGCCCUCGUGUCUUUUCUAGAUUUCCUAUACACUGGAAAGAUGGAUAUAAACUCCGUGUGUUUAAGCGAUGUUUUCAAAUUAGCUGCGGUCUUUAAAGUGGACCAGAUAAAAAGAUUAUGUGUGAGGAAAGUUGAACAGCUGAAGUGUCAGGACUUGCUUCAACUCUUGCCAACUAUGGCAAAACUUAAGGAAAGUGGUAUAUGCGAGCUGAUUAUCAGGAAAAUUACACAUAACUUUCUGGAAGUCAAGGAGGAUCCAGAAUUUUUUAACCUUGAUCUUGACACUCUUUGCAUGAUAUUGGCCUCUGACAACGUCAAUGUCAGGUCGGAGUUCGAAAUUUUUGCGGCAGCUGUAUCAUGGAUUCAGCACCACGAUUUCGAUCAGAGAAUCCAUCACAUUGAAAAAUUAAUGAACUGCGUGAGGUUUACCCUAAUGACCAGUCAAGAAUUAUUCCUCUGUUUCAAAAAAUUUCCAGUGCUGAAACAGAACAAGAACUGCGUCAACAUGAUAACCACGGCUAAUUGGUAUAUUUUUCUUUAA
This is a messenger RNA of Saccostrea cuccullata (small rock oyster), 1101 nucleotides long. RefSeq names its product actin-binding protein IPP-like. Gene Ontology annotation, molecular function: protein binding. The record is from RefSeq and is a predicted model, not a curated record. Lineage: Eukaryota; Metazoa; Mollusca; Bivalvia; Ostreida; Ostreidae. The coding region runs from base 1 to 1101 and encodes 366 amino acids. The transcript has 5 exons.